Molecule: messenger RNA, 2847 nt
Organism: Necator americanus (New World hookworm)
Lineage: Eukaryota; Metazoa; Nematoda; Chromadorea; Rhabditida; Ancylostomatidae
Exons: 24
Coding region: 1-2847 (948 amino acids)
Biological process (GO): intracellular protein transport; vesicle-mediated transport
Cellular component (GO): membrane coat; AP-3 adaptor complex
Source: RefSeq, a predicted model, not a curated record
AUGAGGAUGGCAUUUCCUGAAGGACUCGCAAGUCCGGAAAUGGAAAUAGCGGAGGGUGGUGUUAUAUUAGAUAAUAGAACUCGGUUUGCUGAUCUGAAAAGUAUGUUGGACAGCAGCAAAGAUAAUUUGAAAGUCGAUGCAAUGAAACGGAUUAUCAAUCUAAUUGCAAAAGGAAAAGAUGUAAGUGAGCUUUUCCCUGCCGUAGUGAAGAACGUUGCUGCUAAAAACGUUGAGCUGAAAAAACUUGUAUACGUCUAUUUGGUGCGCUAUGCUGAAGAACAGCAGGAUCUCGCUUUGCUGUCCAUAAGCACAUUUCAGAGGGCCUUGAAGGACCCAAACCAGCUGAUAAGAGCUAGCGCCCUCCGUGUCUUAUCCUCUAUCCGUGUUGGUAUGAUUGCUCCUAUCAUGCUUCUUGCUAUCAAGGAUUCAGUAAGGGAUAUGAGUCCGUAUGUCAGAAAGGUUGCAGCUCACGCAAUUCCCAAGCUUUAUUCGUUGGAUCCAGAUCUAGAAGCAGAGUUAGUGGAUUGCAUCGACUUUCUCCUUGCGGAUCGACGUAGUUUGGUCCUUGGCAGUGCUGUGUACGCUUUCGAAGAGAUCUGUCCAAGUCGAUUAGAUCUACUUCACAAGCAUUUCCGUGCACUAUGCCGUGCUCUAGCGGAUGUGGAUGAGUGGGGACAGGUAGUAAUGAUCAAUCUUCUAACGCGUUAUGCGCGCUCGGAAUUGGCGGAUCCUGAACUUCUUCCACAACCUGAUGUAGAUCUCACUCUCCUACUCAACUCUGCUCGACCUCUUCUUCAGUCCCGAAAUUGCAGCGUUGUGAUGGCUGUCACACAACUUUUCUACUACACAGCUCCGAAAGCGCAGCUUUCGCAGGUAGCCCGCGCGCUAGUUCGUCUCCUUCGAGGACCUCGUGAAGUCCAGUACAUAGUACUUCUGAACAUUGCAACGAUCUGUGAACGUAAUCCGGUACUUCCUGGCACCUAUGCAAUAUCAAAAAAUAUGUUCGACCCAUUCCUGAAGUCUUUCUUUGUCCGCUCUUCUGAUCCAUCGUUCGUCAAGGAGUUGAAACUUCAUAUUCUCACGAGCCUAGUAUCAGAAGCAAAUGUGCACAUAAUACUUAGGGAGUUGCAGACCUACGUUGGUAUGAGUGAUUUGGCCGGAGCUGCUAUUGAAGCGAUUGGCAGAUGUGCCGUUCGUGUGAAAGCUGUAAGUGAACAGUGCCUGGCGGGUCUUGUUCAGCUAAUUGCCUCACCAAACGAAAAUGUUGUUUGUUCGGCUGUGAUCGUAUUAAAGAGACUUCUGCAUGCUGAAGCUCCUACUUCCUUACUUUCACGGCUCGCACGACUGAUCCGUUCGAUUCAAGCCCCGCCGGCAAGAGCUUGUAUUGUUUGGCUUGUCGCUACCCAUGUUGAAAAAGUCCCGAAUAUCGCACCUGAUCUCUUACGAAUUCUUGCAAAAAAUUUUGUCAAUGAAGAUGAGAUAGUGAAGGUAGAAACGUUGAAAUUAGCUGUGAAGUUGUGGAUGGUUCAACGCCAGGACAGCGAAAAACUCGUUCAUUAUGUGUUUCAGUUGGCCAGAUUUGACCUCAGCUACGACGUUAGGGAUAGGUGUAGAUUCCUGAGAAACCUGCUCUUCAACACUGCAGUUCUCUCUCAACAUGCUGAGGAAAUUUUUAUGGCUAAGAAGCCGGCACCAGCUCUUCAAAGCAGUUUCAAAGAACGAGAGCAAUUCCAGUUAGGGACGUUGUCUCACGUCCUGAACCAGCGGUGUGUGCGUUAUCAUGAUUUGCCCAAUUUCCCACAGGUUUCCUCUGAUCCCUCUUUACGCCGAGAGGCAAACUCUCCUGAAGAGUUCAAAUACGGCGAUGAUGAUGAAGCUGAUGAAGAUGAGGAAGAGUACGAAGAGGAAGAGUGCGAAGAAGAAGAUGAGGAUGAAGGCAGCGUAGAAGCUGAAGAUGAAGAAACUGCCGAAGAUGAAAGCUCUGUGGAAGAGAGUGAUGAGGAGGAAGGUGAAGAAUCGGAGGGAGACCACUCAAGGGACGAACCAUCUACACCAGGAUUCCCUAAUGAAGGCAAGCGCAAGCUCAUUGAUUCAGCUCCUACCAACGGCCACACCGUGCGAGAUCAAGGAAAAGUCUUAAAGAAGUCUGAGCGCGCAAUAGAUCUGUUAUUGGAUCUUGAUUUUUCUGCUGCUGGAUGUCGUCAAAUAGUUGAAGCAGAGUCUACUUCGACCACUCCGCGCCCCAUUCUUAACAGCAUCGAGGGCGACGGUAUUGAACUAUCUGUGUUGUUCCCUCGCACUAAUGAUGUCCAGUACACGCCACUGCGUUUUAUCUUAAGGAACACAACUGAUUCAGCCAUUGAGGGAGUCAAAUUCUGUCCACCAAAAAGCUUUGAUGUGAAAGGAGAGAUGGAGAUAUCUUCACUUCCUGCUGGUAAAUUUUGCUCGCUGGACGUAUAUGUUGAUUUAAAUGAUAGUUUGCGCCGCGUCGAAUGGAAUUUGUCCAGUGAGACCAAUGAGACAGGAAGGACGGUUCCUAUCGAGGUACCCGUGGGUGAACAGGUGCAACCGAUCCGGUUAGUGGAAGAGGAGGCGGAGAAAGAACGUCAUCGUAUGGGAGGUUUAAACAGACACUCUGCUCCAGUAAAUGUAACUGUUUCUGAUGACGCUAUUCUCUCUGUAAUAAACGCUCAUCAAAUGAAGAAUGGGUAUUUCACAUGCCAGACGAGGUCACGAAAGGACCUGGUCGUUAUUCGUCUCCUCGAUAAUACUGUCGAAGUCAGCAGUGAUAAUGCUGUUUUUGGGAAAAUGUUGGUGACCCUCGUACAAAGUAUUGGUCAAGGAUAG